Thelazia callipaeda (thelaziosis nematode) is the source of this 1989-nucleotide messenger RNA. Lineage: Eukaryota; Metazoa; Nematoda; Chromadorea; Rhabditida; Thelaziidae. The record is from the annotation of a GenBank genome assembly.
ACUUUGGCUACGAUGCAGUCAGUGCGUAAUUUGUGCAUAAAACAAUCAGAAGAAGUAGUAAAAAUGAAUGAUGAGUUUAACAUAAUUUCAAAAUCAUAUGGUGUGCGAGAUGUGUUACCUGGUUGCCAUCGAGUUUUGCUCAUUCAUCCACGAUUACGACGUGGGCGUUUUUUUGAUUUAAAUCCAACGAAAAUAAAGCUACAGUUGGAAGAAGCAACUGCAUUAGUUAACACUUUGCCCAAUUUCAGAGUUAUUCAGACAGUGUGUGUAAACACCGAUCGUUCGACUGAAAAAAAACGUCUUUGGGGUGAAGGACGUAUUGAACGUGUAAUUUCUCUCAAAGAAGAAAUUGCUGCCACUGCAUUGAUGAUUGAUGUUAAAAUUUUGUCACCGAGGCAACAAGUUGAAUUAUCAGAAAUUUUUCGUGUACCUGUUUACGAUCGUUACAACAUUGUGUUGCUUAUUUUUAAAAUGUUCGCCAAAACAAAGGAAGCCAAAUUGCAAAUUCAACUUGCUGAAAUACCAUAUAUUAGUUUAAGUGUAAACGUUGCACUAAAAUGUAUAUUUAGAGAGGAGAAAUUAGAAAUUUUACGUUAUCGUGAACAUCAUUUGCGGAAAUGUUUAAAAGCAGCAGUAGAGGAAAAAGUAAAUCUAAGAAUCGGUGAAGCUCGAAAAAAUAUUCGCACCGUAGUUGCAGUAGUUGGAUAUACAAAUGCUGGGAAGUCAUCUUUGAUUAAGAGAUUAACGGGGCGAGAUUUAUAUGUUGAAGAUCGUUUAUUUGCUACUUUGGAUACAUCACUUCAUCUCUAUCGAUUGCCAUCAGGUUUACCAAUAUUAUUUGCCGAUACGAUUGGAUUUAUAUCGAAUUUGCCUUCUGAGUUGUUGGCAUCCUUUCAAGCUACGUUAAAUCACGUUUCAAAUGCAGAUUUACUAUUGCAUGUUGAAGAUGUUUCAAAUCCAGAUUAUUUAGCACAACGUGAUGUUGUACUAAAAACAUUACUUGCGUUAAGAAUCAGGAAUGAUUUGAUUGAAUCAAUGAUCAGAGUUGGAAAUAAAAUUGAUAAAUUGGAUCAGUUACCUGCUGAUGAAUCAAACACUUAUUUCGUUUCUUGUACAGAUGGUCGUGGAUUAGUAGAACUGUUAACUGCUGUUGACAAGAGAGUAUUGCAAAUGCGUGGUGCAGUCAUUCGUCGCUUAAAAUUGCGUCCACAUUCAAAAGCGAUUCCAUACUUGUACAAAUAUUCUUUUAUUGUUGGUCAGCCAACUCCAUCUGAAGAUAACAAUUAUUUAUUAUGUAACCUUCAGGAAUCAGAAACGCAUUUUCGUGAUAUAAUGCCUUUAAUCGCAUUACAACUAAAAGCUAAUAUGGUGAAUUUAACCGAGCUUCAACCAGCAGGUGAUUGGACCAAAUUUAGAUGGCAUUUGAAGAUUUAUAAAUUUUAUCCGAUAUCAGUGAUGAUGAUGGAAAGAACGAAAAUACCACGAAAUUUGGUUGAAAUUUUUAAUAAGUUAAAAUCCAAUGUCACCUUUGGUACCUUUAUAUUUAUAUCUUAUAUUUAUUCAUUGCAGUUUAAGUGUACAAACUGUGGUGAGGAGUCAAAAAAUUGGAAGUAUAUUACUGAGAAAUAUUUAUAUUUUGAAAUAUUCAAGGACAGAUAUGAAGUAAGUGGAAACAGAGGAACAGCAAAUUUAUUUGAAAAGUGUAAACUUUGUGCUAGAAUGAAUUCUGUCGAAAUUGUAAAGGAUUCUUUGCAACCUUAUACAGAUAUUGGAAAUUUUGAGACAUUAGUUAAAUUCGAUUGUCGUGGUUUGGAGCCCAUUGCCUUUGAGCCUCGAGUUAGAUGGAAAGCUGUCAGUACAAAAUCAUCACUUGUAUUUGAGGAUGUUGAUCUUAUCGAUAAGGAAUGGGUUGAUUAUGAUGAAAAAGCUGCCGAACCAGUGGAAAUCAGUGAAAUGGACUGUCGUUUUGUACUUUGUAGAAAAGAGUAA